AUGAGCUUGGCGUGCUGUUGCCUGCGGAGCGAGGCGGCGGAGGGGAGGCGGCGGUCGACCGUUCCGGGGCCGGAGUGGCUGAUAGACCGCCGCGCUGGCGAAGACGGCGGCGGAGAAGCGCCGCCGCAUGAGCCACCGGGGGGGAAGGGCCACCGGCGGCGGGCGACCGUUGUGGCGGCGGAGUGGGUGAUAGACCGCGCCGCUGGCGAGGAGGAGGACAGCGGCGGCGGAGGAGGAGAAACGGCACCGAAUGAGGCACCGGCGGGGAAGGGCCACCGACGGCGGGCGACCGUUGCGGCGGCGCCGCAGGUGGCGGAGCCGCGGCUGGCCCGGUCGGGGGGGAUGCGGAGGGACUGGAGCUUCGAGAACCUCCGGCAGAGAACCUACGACAUCUUCUACUGA
Spirodela intermedia is the source of this 402-nucleotide messenger RNA. NCBI's taxonomy places the organism in Eukaryota, Viridiplantae, Streptophyta, Magnoliopsida, Alismatales, Araceae. The record is from the annotation of a GenBank genome assembly.